Hydractinia symbiolongicarpus is the source of this 2726-nucleotide messenger RNA. Its product is annotated as inositol polyphosphate 5-phosphatase K-like. Gene Ontology annotation, cellular component: plasma membrane; ruffle; cytoplasm. NCBI's taxonomy places the organism in Eukaryota, Metazoa, Cnidaria, Hydrozoa, Anthoathecata, Hydractiniidae. The transcript has 13 exons. Bases 83 to 1435 code for a protein of 450 amino acids. Gene Ontology annotation, biological process: phosphatidylinositol dephosphorylation. The record is from RefSeq and is a predicted model, not a curated record. Gene Ontology annotation, molecular function: phosphatidylinositol-4,5-bisphosphate 5-phosphatase activity.
CACAUUACACAUUUACCCUUUAUUUUUAGUUUAUAAAUAUACAUAUAUAAUUUUAGAAGACAGAAGAUUUUUUUUCUGAGUGAUGUCUUUAAGGUUUGUGGUAUCAUCUUGGAAUGUUCAUGGGCUUCCACCUAAAAAUGAUAAUUUAGACGAGUGGUUGCACUUACUGGAAGAUCAUCAUGACAAAUUAGCAGAUGUCUAUGUUAUUGGCAUUCAAGAAAUUCCAUCAAGUCCACCAUCACUUCUCCUUGACUACUACAUUCGAAAUGAUCCUUGGACCAAGAGACUACUUUUGUUUCUUAGUACGAAGGGAAUUGUUAUGGUUGAUUCUGUUCGAAUGAUGGGUUUGCUACUGUUGGUAGCAACGAAGCCACGCCAUUUACCACACAUACGAGAAAUCCGAACCACAUACACACGAACAGGUUUCUAUGGAUUAUUAGGAACCAAGGGAGCUGUGAGCAUUAGAUUUGAUCUUUAUAAUGAAUCGUUUUGUUUUGUAAAUAACCAUUUUGUUGCUGGUGAUCAGUAUAGCCUCCAACGGAAUGAUCACUUCCAAGCUGUCAUCUCAAAAACUCUUUUUCCUAAUUGCGAAUCAGCAUUGAUUACAGAUAACAGAUAUGUCAUUAUGCUUGGUGAUUUCAACUACCGUAUAGAUGACUUAGAAAUAUCUAAUAUAAAAGAACUAGUCAAUAAACAAGACUUUGAAGCUCUUCUCGCAAAUGAUCAGCUAUGUAAAAACAAAAAUGAUGAAAAGUGUUUUGUCGGAUAUAAUGAGUACAAGAUCACGUUUCCACCCACCUAUAAAUACGACCUCAACACAAAUGAUUUUGAUACCAGUUUGAAAGGUCGUUUACCAGCUUAUACAGAUAGGAUAUUAUGGCAAGAAGAAACCAAAGAAGUGUUAAGUAUGGAACAAACAACAUAUACAAGUCAUAUGUCGUACUCGAGUAGUGACCAUAAGCCGAUAAGUGGAGAAAUGAUUGUUCAAAUUCCGGCAAUGCUUUCAGAGUCUCCUGUUGUUGAGUUCAGAUUUGAUGAUUCGUACAUUCCAUGGACAUCGGAAGAGGAUGGUAUCUGCAUAUUUUACGUGAAAGGAUAUGAAACAUCAAGCUGGGAUUGGAUUGGUUUGUAUGCGCUGGAUUUUAAGAGUCCGAAAGAUUAUUACACGUAUGAAUGGUCUGUGUCUGGCGCAGAUGCGACAGGGACUGACGGUUGUAUGGUAUUAUUUGAUGAUGUACCUGAAGAGCACGGCUACUAUAUGUUUGGCUACUGGAGCAGAAAAAUGGAAUGUGUUUUAGGGUUUAGCGAACCAUUUCAUGUUGCUCCUGUUCCAGAGCCAGAUGAGCCGCAGCAAAUUACAGUUGAGAAUCCACCCGAAGCUGAUAGCGUACCACAAGUAGAGAUAAAUCAAGAAUUAACAUCCGAGCAGGCUUAAAUACACAAAAUACAUAUUAAAGUCAUUUAUUUAUUGCUGCGCUAAGCAGCGUUUAUAGUGGUUACGCAUGCGCAUUACCGUUUUUAUUAGAUAAAAAUUAAACAAAACUCCAAUGGCUUUUAUGAAGACACACGUCAAUGAAAUCAAUCGUUUUAUUGGAACAGAGGAACAUUACUUGUUGUGCAUUAAUGUAGCUGUAUGUGGAAAUAUUUAUUUGGCAUUUCAGAAGUUUUGCAAUCUUCGUAUAUGAGUGCGUUGUUGAUUUUAAAUGCGCAUAUCGCCUUUGUUUUGUGUGUAUACUUUGCAGUUUUCUUCUUGUAUCUGUGUGUAAUUAUGCGCACACUAGCUAUAUUUUGUGUAUGUUUUUGUGUAUGUUUUUGUUACGUGACCAAAACAAUCCCAAGAAACAGGAUAUGGUAUUUUCGAAGUCACGUUCGCAUCGAGAAAUUUAGUAAAAGCAUAAUUUCGUGAGCAAGAAACUAAUAUUUGUUGCUGUGGUCACGAAAGUUUAUCACUGAAACUCGAAAUGUUUGUGACAACGCUCCACAACGCACGUCUUUUUUGAUGACAAUUGCCAACCUUGAACACAAAGUAAAAAGUCAGUUUUUCAAUGAAGUCAUGAAAACCUGAUAAAGGGAAGAGAAUAAACUCAAACAUUUUGUUUUCUCUUGUGUGUCACGGCAGCCAGUCAUUGCUAUGGUUGCUACAUUUUUAACUAUGUCCUUAUAUCAGAUCCUCCGAAGCAGUUUUAUAAAGAUCUAAAAAAUUCAGCAAAUUUUGGAACAACUUUAAUAGGAUUUCGAUAUUUUGCUUUACCAAUUGCAAGUCCUAGUUGGAACACUUUCUUUUUGAUUUCCAUUGUUUUACCUCUGCUGCUGUUAAGAAACAAAUUACAAAUUACCCUGUAGCUUUACUUUAUUGUACAAAUCUAUACAUGAAUAGACGUAAGGCAUGUGCAUGCAAGAUAAGAGUACGCCACACCACAUCAAUAAUAAUUUUUUAGAGUAAGAAUCCGGUUUCUUUUAUAUCAAAUUCAAUAACCCUAUUCAAGGAAUAAAAGAAGUUGUCAGAAAUACUAAAAGAAACAUUCAGUUAGGAAAGUUGGCAAAAUUUUAAAACAAAUUAUUUGUGUGUUGAUUUUUUUUACUUUUAUACUAUGUUGGUGUUAUGUGAGAUUUCGUUUUUGUUUUCAUAUCAGCACGUGGCUUGUUGUUUUCGUGUCCGAAUUUAUUGAAGUAUUUAUUUAUCAUGGAAUGGAAAAUAAAUAAAUAUUAUAACUCCUUUGUCUCAA